CCCCGCGCCACGAGCCGGCUGCCGAGAGAACCCCAUUCGCGAUGGCUCCGCUCUCGUCGCCGUCGUCGCUUCUUCUUCAGUGACGCGUCCCCGGCUCCUCUUCAUCUGCGGCCAUAGCUCGUAGACGCCUCCUCUUCAGCGAUAUUUCCGUCGCUCCUCCACACGUCCGUGUAGAAGGCGGUCCUCAGCGGUACCCGUCCUCUCUCUCUCUCUCUCGGCGCUGCACGAAACGAUGUUUUCUGGCGUCAAAUUUGUACCCAGGGAUCAGCUCCUUUCAUCAUCAGCAAAGAAACCCCAUUCGGACUCGGAUGGAUCUGGAGGGGAAGAGAAGAAGUAUUCUAGCACCAUCAAGAAGUCUAAGACGAAGAAGAGAAGUAAACGAGACGGUGGUGAUGCCUCUUCGGAAGAUGAUGUUCACAAAAUGAUCUCUACAAGAGGGAAACGAGUGAAGAACAAGAACAAGAAGAAUAAAAGGAGUAAGAAGCACCAUAGCUCCUAUGAUGAUGAUGAUGACGAUGAAGGUGAUGAUAGUACUCUAAGAACUUCAGAUAGCGAAUCUUUGGACGUCAAGGAGGUCAAACGAAGUAAAAGUCGGAGGAAGAGGAGAAGAAGAAGACAGGAAUUGUCAGAGGAUGACUAUUCUUCAUCGUCCGAUGAGUAUGCAGAGAAGAAAGAGGAUAGUGAUGAUGAUGGUAGAGACUUACUUCACCAGAAUGACAAAGAGCUUGCGAGGAAGGAGUUGGGAUUAGACUGGAUGCUGAGACCGGCGGGCAGGAUGACAGAGAAUAGUCGUGCAGAAGUGGAGGAAGAAACCGAGGAACAUAAAACUGUUGAGGUGACGAGAACAAAUCCAAAGGAAUUGAAUCCAUAUCUGAAAGAUAACGGCAGUGGGUAUCCAGAUGAUGCAUCUAUUUCGGAGGCUAGUGACAGACUUUUCUCUUCUUCAGUUGUUGGUGAUGGUGGAGCAAGCUGGAGAUUGAAAGCCUUGAAGCGUGCGAAAGAGCAGGCAGCUCGUGAAGGACGAAAACUUGAUGAGGUUGUUGAAGAACGAUGGGGCUCAUUGGGCCAGUUGACUGCAACUGUGGUAGCUCAUAGAGCUGCCCCGGCUCGUGCUCAUCUGCGUGCAAUAAAUGACAGAAAGAGGGGGCCAAUGGAAUUGUCUGAAGUGGCCCCAUCUGAUGAAACUAAAGAAGGCAUUCAAGAGGUGCGCAGUGGAGGCCGUGACUACUUACGUGAUGUUUCUUCUCAAAUUCCUCAGAUGAGAAAACCUAGACAUGAUGACUUGUCCUGGAAAAGGAAUAAAGGUCGUAACAUGUCUAUGGAGGAUAAAUCCCUAAUUUCUUCAGCAAUAUCCAGCUUAAAUAGAUUUGCAAAUGAUGGGAACUUUAUGGAUAAUAUUGCUCGGUUUCAAAGUAAAGAUGAUGGCAUUUCAAAUAGCUCUUCUGGCGCAAGUCCAAAGGCGAGCAGCAAUUGCAUGGAGAAGAGAUUGCACACUCCGAGAGACAGAGGUCCUGAUGAAGAAGCCUCAGCCCAGAAACAAGUACAGAGUGCAAAUCAAUUAGCAGCUAAGGUGUUGCAGCUUCGUAUGAAAGGAAAGCAUGAUGAGGCUGAGAAACUUUCGAAAGAAAUGGAGGCCAUGGUUGACAAACCAGACGCUGGCACCCAAUCAGUUAGAGUGGAAACAGAGGGAAGCACAAGCAGAUAUAUCAGGAAGCAGAUGUCUAGGGAACAUAAGAGGAGAGAAGAUGAUGCUGAUUUGCAUCUUGCAAAGACAAUAACGCAGAACAAACAGUAUAGUUUGGGUGAAGAUGAGGAGUAUGGUUUUGAUGUUGCUCCUAGCAGAAAACGUAACAAGAAGAAAGAGGAGAUGCCUGCUGAAAGAAGUAUAUCAAGACGACUCUUAACUCAACAAGAGCGCUGUCAAUUUUGUUUUGAAAAUCCAUCAAGACCAAAACAUCUUGUUGUGUCAAUUGCAAAUUUUACAUACUUGAUGCUGCCUCAGUGGCAACCUGUCGUUGAAGGCCAUUGCUGCAUUUUACCAAUGCAGCAUGAAGCUGCAACAAGAUCUGUUGAUAAAAAUGUUUGGGAGGAGAUCCGCAACUUCAAGAAGUGCUUGUUGAAGAUGUUUGCUAGAGAUGAUAAGGAUGUCGUGUUUCUUGAAACUGUUGUAGGGUUGGCAAAGCAGCGUCGUCACUGUUUACUUGAAUGCAUUCCUAUACCCCAUUUGCUCGCCAGUCAAGCACCUAUGUAUUUUAGAAAGGCAAUUGAAGAAGCUGAGGAAGAGUGGGGCCAGCAUGACAUGAAGAAGGUCAUCCCAACAAGUGGGAAUCUGCGGCAAGUGAUUCCUGAAAAUUUUUCUUAUUUCCAUGUGGAAUUUGGCCUCGACAAGGGGUUCGUUCACGUGAUCGACAAAGACAGUAAUUUCAACAGUGGCUUUGGUUUGAAUGUCAUCAGAGGCUUACUACGCCUUCCAGAGGAAGACAUGUACCGACGCCGAAGGCAUGAACCAAUAGAGAAGCAAAAUCAGGCAGUCGCUAAUUUUGCACGGGAGUGGGAACACUUCGAUUGGACAAGAGACCUUGAUUAAAUGAAGAUGAGUGAAUCUUUUAAUCACCUGUAGCUUGAAAUAUGAAGUAUAACAUGUAUGUUUUAGAUCAAAAUUAUAUCAGAACAUGUAUUUUCUUUCAUCAAUUCGUUUUCUGCUGAGGAAAGUAAUUUACGAUCUUUUAGCAAUUUAUAUUCUGAUU
Musa acuminata subsp. malaccensis (wild Malaysian banana) is the source of this 2747-nucleotide messenger RNA. RefSeq lists its product as uncharacterized. The record is from RefSeq and is a predicted model, not a curated record. Lineage: Eukaryota; Viridiplantae; Streptophyta; Magnoliopsida; Zingiberales; Musaceae. Gene Ontology annotation, biological process: mRNA splicing, via spliceosome. Gene Ontology annotation, cellular component: post-mRNA release spliceosomal complex.